Molecule: messenger RNA, 1092 nt
Organism: Schistosoma margrebowiei
Lineage: Eukaryota; Metazoa; Platyhelminthes; Trematoda; Strigeidida; Schistosomatidae
Source: the annotation of a GenBank genome assembly
AUUGGAAUAAGUCAAAUGUCUAAUUAUAAUAAUGAAGAAAUAAAUCAUCUUCAUAAUUAUUCUGGACGACAUAAUCCACAUCCUCAAAGAGUAACAUAUUUUACUGGUUUUCUUGGUUUACCUGUACGUGUUGUAAAUGAUCCAAUUUUAACAGAUGACAAUAAUUUAUUAACUCAACGUAAUAAUAAUAAUUUCUCUUUGAAUUUAAGAAAACAUACUAACUUACCAAUUGGAUUAUCACCAAGUUAUUAUACAGAUUACAUAAUAAAUAAUUCAUUAAAAUUAAAUUUAAAAAAUAAUAAUAUUUCUAAUGAUACAUUAAAUAAAUCAUGGAAAUCAAAUUAUUGUUUACAUCAUGUUCCUGUUGGUAUACUUCCUAUAUCAUUAACAUGUAGAAAAAUUCCUCAAUUAGAUACGAUUAAUGGAUUGAAAUAUUUUACAGGUUUAAGAAAUUAUUCUGUACGUGAACGUCCACCAAUUAUUGGUUCAUUAAUUGAAUCUCAAUUGAAUUAUUUAAAAGAAUUAAAACAAUCAGAAGAAUAUAUAAAUGAAAAACAAAAUAUAAAUUUAUUAAAUAAAGAAUUAUUAGAACGUCGAAUAAAAUGGCAAAGUGAAUUAGGUUAUAUUACUGGUAGUAUUUUAAGUCAAUUACAGAUUCCAAUCCAGGCAGAUGACAUCAGCUAUGAUCAACAUUCUGAUCGUUUCAAUAAUUCCUUAAAUAGAAAUAACUCUUUUUAUCUACCUUCUAGCGUAGAUGAAAAGAUUCCGUUUAAAAUGAACAAUCAAAUUUCAGAAAAGAUGAACAAAAAUCAAAACGUAUCACAUGAACCUCUUUACUCAAGUAAAACAGGCCGUUUAUUGCCUCCAACUAACGACAGUAGAUACACGCGUACACGAAAUCAAUCAUCUAGUUGCGAACGACGUCAAUAUCUAAGAAAUGCAACUUCAGUUAGUGAAAUAUUUCGUAAUUAUGAAAUGCAAAUAUUUGCUAUGAUAUGCAGUAUUCUUCAAACAAACGAUAUGAAUGCAGUACAACAUUGGUUAGAAAAUGCAACAGAUAGGUAAGUAUUAGAAAUAUAACACCAAAUGUCG